AUGUGUCCUGCUUGCCCGGGGCCUUCCCGAGCCAGCGGCUCCCAGGGCGCACCUGUCCUCCCCCGCCUUCUCCGGGCAACACUUCCCCACUCGGCUGACCGGGCUGCCCGACCCCAAGCUCUGGUGUCCACCGAACCGCCUGUCACCCAUUACCCUGGGGACCCCGGCUCCGCAGCGCCCCAGGACAAGCCCAUCCCCCCACCCCUGGGCCAUGGCCUCCAGGCCACACCGGCUGCCCCAGGACCCUUGGCCUCUCCACUGCCCUCAGUCUCUCCAGCACUGCCCAGUCCUUCACCUUCACAGGCCCCUGCCCCCAAGACCCCCACACCCAGACCACCGCUGCCCCGGACCCUGCAGACCUGGGUCCCCAGCAGACCUCAGCCCCCUCGGACCCCGGCUCCAGGAGCCCCUGAGACCCGGAGUCCCCAGCUUCACAGACGCCUGCAUCACCACCCCUCCAGCCCCCUCCCGAGACCCAGGGCUUCCCAGACUUCGGCCCCCACCCCACCCGGGGCCUCUAGCCCCAGGGCAUCCCUCGCCCUCUCUCAAACCCUGGACUCCACAGCCUUCAUCCCCGUCCCCAGUUCCGGGGACCCCCGCAGACCCCGACCACCGGCCCUCACAGACCUCAAUACACCCAGAGGCUGCGACCCUCAGAGACCCCGAACCCCUACAGUCCCAGAGCCCCUAAGCCCCCAGUCCUCACAGACCGGGACCCCCAAAGACCCCGUGCCCCUGGCCCUUGCAGACCCCGGAGCCCCCAUCCCCCAGAGCCCCUGGCCCUACAAGACCCCGUCCCCCGGACACCCCGACCUUGGCAGACCCCGGAUCCCCAACCCCUCAGAGCCCCCAGCCGUCACACCCAUAACCCCGGGGCCCCCGACCUCGCAGACCCUGGACCCCCAGAGACCCCGUCCCCCCAGAGCCCCUGGCCCUGGCAACCCCGGAGCACCCGUCCCCGCAGCCCUCAGAGACCCCGGUCCCCCAACCCUCGCAGACCCCGAACCCCAAAGACCCCGUGACCCUGGCCCUCGCAGACCCCGGAGCCCCGGUCCCCCAGAGCCCCCGGCCCUUACAGACCCCGUCCCCCCAAAGCACCCGGCCCUCACAGACCUCAAUCCACCCAGACUGAGACCCUCAGAGACCCCGGACCACCAGAGUCCCCGAGCCCCUAAAGUCCCCAGCCCUCACAGACCCGGACUCCCAAAGACUCCGUCCCCCCAAAGCCGCUGGCACUCGCAGACCCCGGAGCACCCGUCCCCCCAGCCCUCGCAGACCCCAGUCUACCCGACCCUCGCAGACCCCAGACACCAAAGACCCCGUGACCCUGGCCUUCGCAGACCCGGAGCCCCCUCCCCCCAAAGCCCCCAGCCCUCACAGACCCCGGCCCCCCGGGGCCCCCAGCCCUCACAGACCCUGGACCCCCCCAAGCCCCCGUCCCCACAAAGCACCCAGCCCUCACAGACCUCAAUCCACCCAGAGGCUGAGACCCUCAGAGACCCCAGACCCCAGAGUCCCCGAGCCCCUAAAAGCCCCCGGCUCUCGCAGACCCUGGACCCCCGGAGCCCCCAACCCUCGCAGACCCCGGAUCCCCGGAGCCCCCGGCCCUCACAGACCCCGUCCCCCCAGAGCCCCCGGCUCUCACAGACCCUGGACCCCCGGAGCCCCCAACCCUCGCAGACCCCGGACCCCCGGAGUCCCCGUACCCCGGAGCCCCCGACCCUCGCAGACCCCGUCCCCCCAGAGCCCCCGGCUCUCGCAGACCCUGGACCCCCGGAGCCCCCAGCCCUCACGGACCCCAGAGACCCCGGCCCUCUCAGACCCCGGACCCCCGGAGUCCCCGUCCCCCCAGAGCUCCCGGCUCCUACAGAUCCUGUCCCCCCGGAGCCCCCGGCCCUCGCAGACCCCGGACCCCUGGAGCCCCCGGCCCUCGCAGACCCCGGACCCCCGGACCCCGAAGACCACGGCCCGCCGGACCCCCCGGCCCGGCUCGCGGAAGAGGGUGGUCGCAGGUCGUCGCUUACCGGCGCGGGGCUCCGCUUGCGCCCCCGGCCGCCGCCGCCCAGGCCCGAGCUCACCGCCGUCCCCCGACGACCCAGGCAGCCGCGGCCUCUCUGCCCGGCGCCGCCACCGUCCGCCGGAGGCGCCCCAGACGCCACCCGCCGUCGCCGCCGCCCGCCCGCCCCUGUGACGCAUUUCCGCUUCCGGCGCUCGUGCCCGCGGAAGCGGCCGCGCGGCAGCUCCCCGUUACGCCGGCCGGCCCUGGCCCCGCCCCUUGGGGCGGGACUUCCGGGAGGCCCCGGGUGA
Molecule: messenger RNA, 2307 nt
Organism: Felis catus (domestic cat)
Lineage: Eukaryota; Metazoa; Chordata; Mammalia; Carnivora; Felidae
Product: basic proline-rich protein-like
Exons: 4
Coding region: 1-2307 (768 amino acids)
Source: RefSeq, a predicted model, not a curated record